CCUAUCCGGCGGGAGCCUACUCAGGGCUAAGCGAAAUGUUUUUGACUAAUGGCCCGGGAGGUAACAAUCUGGGGGCAUAUGGAAACGGUAACAUCGGCUACAACGGGACUAAUUAUGGAGAAGGAAGGGUCGGGGCGCACGCAAAUGGAGGUGCGAUGGGCGGUGGAGAGGGCUAUAGUGCCGGUGGAAAUGGUGGAGGUGGGCUUGGCGGUGGUGGUGUGUGCUUUAAUUGUGGAAAGCCAGGGCAUUUUGCGCGGGAUUGUUGGGCAUGGCUCGGAAAACCGUACCAACACAACCAAGGGGAUCCGGAAUUGGAAGAAAUCAAGGAAUAUCAUCGACAAGCGAUGAGAGAACGCAUCGAGCAAAAGGAAAAGAAGAGGAUCGAGGAGGAGAAAAAAGCGAAGGAGGAGGAGGAGAAUCGCAGAAAUCAAGAUUUCGCACGGAAGAUGGAGGAAUUCAAACUACAGCUGCGAGUCGACUUGAAUGAAGAAUGGCGUAAGAAGAAUCUAGAAGCGGAGAGAGCCACGUUGGAAGCUAAGAAGAAGACGGUGACGCGGAGACUGAAUCAAGGUUCGCGCUCCAAGAAGAGCAACGGUAAGGGGAGAAGGACGCGGUUCACUGAACUGUCGAAUGAACUCGUACCUAGAUUUGUGCGGAAUGCCAAAAAUAUCACGAAGCCGGGACGUGGGGUACAUAGUGAAGCAGUGCUGCAGGCAAUCCUGGACGCCACUAAGCAUCAAAAGGGACGGGUGAGCCGGCCGGAACUGCUACCGGGAACCUUUCGAUGUGAAAAGCACAGGUCACUGGCUUGGACGGAUGAAGCAAAAAGAGAUUGGGGGAAGAGGUUUGCUGGGCAGGUAUUGACACAGGUCGACAGGAAUAGCGGGGACACAACGGUUUUCUGCCCGGUCCUGUACAGACAUGGUUUCGGGAAACUGUUCACGUGGAAUACGAACUACAUCACUGUCGGGAGGGCGAAAGAGGAGGCGGAGCUGAUGAAGAAGUACAGGGAGGAUUUUCGGGAAUGCGGGCUGGAGAGCAUCGGGGAGUGGAAGCCUAACGGCAGGCUAGGCACGGCCUACGUUAUCCCGAAGCACAAGGAUCUGGAAAGAUGGAGGCCUAUCGCCCCAGCCUCUUCCGAUCCGGCGGCUCUGGCAAAGAAAAGGGUGGCUAGAGCGCUGCAUACGCUGCUAUGUCGGUUACCGGUACACGAAUCAUUCUACCUGAACUCAAUCUCGAAGCUGUCAGAGAGGCUAGGAGCAACAACAGUGAGGUUGAAGGCUAGCGGCUGCACCAAGGUGGAAGGACGCUGCUACAACAUUAAGGAGAUGUUCUUCCGUAUUCCUCAUUCGGAGGUGGUCCACUCGGUGGAAAGCUUGCUGAAGAGAUACAUCGACAAGGGAUGGAGGUAUGUGAAGGUGUCAUUUCAUGGGAAAGCGUGUGUGAUCAGUGAAACGAAGAAGAGGCUGGACGGAUAUGUGAGCAUUAGCCUUCCAGCGCUACUCAAGGCUGUACACUACGAUUUGCAGCAUUCAUCUAUCAGGUGUGGCGGCAAAUUGAUGCAGAAAGUAUUUGGAAUCCCAAUGGGGAAGUCCACUAGUCCCAUCCUUACCUCCAUCACGUGCGCGAUGUCAGAGAGAAAGUUGCUUGGUUCACUGGGGUCGGACAGGAAGCUGGUCGGAGGUUGGAGGAUCAUGGACGACAUCUUCGUGAUUGUGGGCAGCUCAGAUACAUCCGGACGCUGCCCUGAAGAUAUUUUUAGAGCUUUUGAGGAGUGUUACGACACUAAAUUGGAGAUCGUUCGCAAGGACGACUGCGGAGUUACCUGGUCGUUCGUGGGCGGGACAUUUUUCAUCGGGAACAAGCCGCUGCAGCAGCAUUUUGUCCCUAACGGUAAGAACACAGAUGCACUGUACGAGAAGGGCAAGAUGGUUUUUCAGACCAUGCAGGACUAUAGCUCGUACUCGGACAAAGCAGUGAAGAAAACAGUGUGGGCUGCGACUCUCAGGAGAUUGUGGGAUCAUACCAUGUGUAAGAAGCUGGUGCUGGGCGCAAUUGCCCUUGCUGUAUGUGAAGCAGACCUCCGGGGAUACGCUCCGGAGGUCUCUCUCGGUGCCCUGGCCAAAUUGGCCAAGACUGCGCGCAAUGAGUAUGUGGACAAGAUGCUGGCCAUCUUCAGGUGUGCUGCUGCACUCGGGAGAUAAUAGCCGGAGAAAGAAAAGACAAAAUUUUGUUGCUAGACGACUAGCUAGGAUCCGGGGCACUCUCCCCGGUAAUGUUUUGGCUUAGUAUGAGCACGGAUUCGCAGCGGAGGUCGGAAUUCAAAAGGGAAAGCAAGCCCAGCUAGUGGGCAAUAGAUUCGGUCCUUGUUUUUUCGAGUACCCGGUGGUAGGCCGGGGAACCCUGUCUUCUAAGGUUUUAAGUUUUUCCCCUCAUUCUGAAUUGAACCAGUUUUCAGGUUAGGUGUGGUCAUUUUGGGAAAAGGGAUUGGACGAUAGUACCUUGAACCAUCGUUUCGUAGGAGUUCGUAGUGCCGGACUUUCAGUUGACUAUGUUUAGAUCUUGAUGACUUUUCAAAAAUGAACGACUAUGCCCUCG
This is a messenger RNA of Chara braunii, 2598 nucleotides long. NCBI's taxonomy places the organism in Eukaryota, Viridiplantae, Streptophyta, Charophyceae, Charales, Characeae. The record is from the annotation of a GenBank genome assembly.